Molecule: messenger RNA, 2229 nt
Organism: Miscanthus lutarioriparius
Lineage: Eukaryota; Viridiplantae; Streptophyta; Magnoliopsida; Poales; Poaceae
Source: the annotation of a GenBank genome assembly
AUGGGCGGCGUCGGCGCCGCCUCGCUCGCCCUGCUGCUGUUGCGGCUGCUGCUCAUCCUCCUCCGCCGCGCGGAGGCCUCCGCUCUCCACGCUACUAUAUUUCCUAGCCCAGCACCGAGUCCAUCAAUCCCCCCUGAAGCGAGAUCGUCUGGACCUCGAAUUUCCCCUUCGUAUCCUCCAAGGGCACUGCCUCCAAGAUCUCCUGGCUUUGCUAUGCGCCAUCAUUUGCACAAGCACCUGCACCACAGAGAGUCAAAUCAGGGCCCUUCACCGUCAUCAUCACCCCCACCUGAAGGUUGUUCUAGCUAUAUUUGCACCGAGCCACUGACUGCAACACCAAUUGGUUCCCCUUGUGGCUGUGUCGAGCCUAUUAGUGUUAUUGUUGAUCUGGACUUAGCUCCUUAUCUACUGUUCAUGAGCAUAGCUGAGUUAGAAGUUGAAGUUGCAGCUGGGACAUUUCUUAAACAAAGCCAGGUGAAGAUCAUGGCUGCAGUUGCAAGUAUCCAGGAUGACCAGAAGACACGGGUGACCAUUUAUUUGGUGCCACUAAGAGAACAGUUUGAUACUUAUACGGCAUCCCUAAUAUCUGAUAGGUUCAGGGAUAAAAAGGUUCAGAUAAAUUCAUCUAUAUUUGGAGAUUACAAAGUUAUCAAUAUCAGCUAUCAUGGAUUGCAAUCCCUGCCAUCAUCUUUGCCUGGAGGAUCGGAUCCUUCAGGAGCCGAAGAUCCUAUAACUGCGCAGGUGCCCGGUCAGAAGAAAAAGCACAAGAAAUCAGAUAUUUUGAUCAUUGUGGUAGUGCUAGUGUCUUCUUUUGGACUUCUGUUGACAUGUGCUGCUGUCCUGAUCUUACUAGUAAGAUGGAAGAAACUUGGCCGGCUUCAUGAGGCUAUGAGCCCUGCAACUACCCCAGCAGUUAAUAGAAGAUAUGGCACUAGAUCAACUUUGUCAACCAGCAUGGUGAGCUCUGCGUCAGCAUCAGUGUUUUCAACAAUGGCUACUUGCACAACAUCUGUAAAGACAUUUUCACUAGCCCAACUUCAGAAGGCCACAGAUGGUUUUGAUUCGAAAAGAGUUUUGGGUCAAGGGGGCUUCGGGCGUGUCUACCAUGGGACGAUAGAGGAUGGAAACGAAAUUGCUGUUAAAUUGCUUACAAGGGAGGACAGGAGUGGUGACCGUGAGUUUAUUGCAGAGGUGGAAAUGCUCAGUCGACUGCACCACCGUAAUCUUGUCCAAUUGAUUGGUAUUUGCAUUGAGCGGAACAAAAGAUGUCUUGUGUAUGAGCUCAUACGCAACGGAAGUGUGGAUUCCCAUCUUCAUGGUGCUGACAAGGCUCAGGGUAAGCUGAACUGGGAUGUUAGGAUGAAAAUUGCUCUUGGGGCUGCUCGAGGCUUAGCGUAUCUGCAUGAAGAUUCAAACCCUCAUGUCAUACACCGUGACUUCAAGGCCAGCAAUAUAUUGUUAGAGGAAGAUUUCACUCCCAAAGUUACUGAUUUUGGUUUAGCAAGGGAAGCAUCCAAUGCAACUCAACCUAUAUCUACCAGGGUAAUGGGUACUUUCGGCUAUGUUGCUCCAGAAUAUGCAAUGACGGGUCAUCUUCUUGUUAAGAGCGAUGUCUACAGUUAUGGGGUUGUCUUGUUGGAACUUUUAUCGGGAAGGAAGCCUGUAAGCAUCUCUGAGUCCAAGGAUCCUGAGAACCUUGUAACCUGGGCCCGUCCUCUGCUAAGCCAUAAGGAAGGCCUGGAGAAGUUAAUUGAUCCUUCUCUGGAUGGAAAGUUCAACUUUGACAAUGUAGCUAAGGUGGCAUCCAUUGCUUCCAUGUGUGUGCACACGGAUCCAUCACAGAGGCCAUUCAUGGGUGAAGUUGUCCAGGCACUGAAGCUUAUCUACAAUGAUCCAGAUGAGGCUUGUGAUGAUUCCUACAGUCCAAGGAAUUCAUCUGAUCAAGAGGGUGACUACGAAGGAUACCUAGUCUUUGAGAGUGGAAGCUGGGGGUUUGAGGCCUCUGGGUGUCUAGACUACCGGAAUUCCUUACCGUUUGUUACUAUGGACUACAGUUCUGGCCGAAUAGAAGGACUGCAUGACCCUCGCGCAGCAUUGUCAGCGGGACCCCAUGUCCAGUCACCAGUGCUGCAGAAUAGAUCAGGCCCCUUGCGGAUGAAGAAAAAGCUGGCCUCCUUUUACCGCUCUAGAGGCAGCAUUAGCGAGCAUGGGCACCUGCCGCACCAUUGA